AUGAGAACACUUUUAGCCGUGGCCGCCGCUGUCUCAGCAAAUAAAUUAGACAAGAAGGGGAGCUAUACCUCUGCCGUCGCGGCUGGGAUGCCGAUUAUAUCAUGUCCUGAAGGAUAUACACAAGAAGGAAAUCGAUGCGCCAAACAAUUAAUUCAGCCCCAGAUAGCAACUUGUCAGGAAGGAGUCCUCCAGCCCGACAACACCUGCUUGAUCAUCCAAGGCCCGUUGAAAAUUUGCCCUGCGGACUAUGUCGCUAUCGGGAAUGGCUGCUCGCGCACCAGGACGGCUGCCGCCACCUUAUCAUGCCCCAUGGGUUACGCUUUUGAACCGGGCCACAAAAAGGCAGGCGGCGUGUGCACAAAGACUGAAACGGUCGCACAGUGGGGAUGCCCUGGGGGGACGAUUCAGCAGGGAGAUAUCUGCGUUUCGGAACACCGGGUCGUGGCGAAUAUCCAGUGCCCAGAGGGUACGCUCGCUCAAGGAUUAAGCUGCAUUCACAGCGAAAUCUAUGACUGUACCACAGGCCCUGCGUAUGUACAUAAACACGAAACGCACGGACACAAACGCGUGCUGGCAGAAGACUACGAGGAAUUCGAUCUUGGCUUUGAAUUCGAUGAAAGUGCUGUUGAGCGAGAACUUAAGAAACUCAAAGGAGUGACAAACGUUUAUCCACAGGAACAGAUUUCCGUCGUGCAGCAGAAGUGCGAACGCAGGGUAUCCGUCAACCCGCUGGUGUCGUGUCCGAAAGGCACGCUGGUCGGGCGCGAGUGCGUGUAUGCUGAGCAGCAGUCCAUGGUACCGAUUUCGCCAGCAGUGAAUCUUCAGACUGCGGCACCCACAGCAACCUGUCCUGGAGGAUACUCACCUUGUGCCACUGGCAAGAAGAAGGUGUCCAGUGACUGCUGCGCAACAGAAGAGACUCCGGUUCAUUACCAAUGUCCUGGUGGCUUUUCCUUGCAGGGCGAUCUUUGCCAGGCUGUGCGACAGGCCGACUGGAUCUGUUCGACGCCUGGGUACACGAAGCACAAGCACCACAACCAGCAGUGCGUGCAGACACAAUAUGUGGAACCGACCAUUACUUACUCGACCCAGGUGACAUGUGUGGGUAAGGAAUGCACUGAAGCUAAGGUGAAGCAUUCUGGUCACGGCGGUCACAACGGAAACUUCCUGUACUGA
Gregarina niphandrodes is the source of this 1176-nucleotide messenger RNA. RefSeq names its product putative oocyst wall protein. The transcript has a single exon. Bases 1 to 1176 code for a protein of 391 amino acids. Lineage: Eukaryota; Apicomplexa; Conoidasida; Eugregarinorida; Gregarinidae. The record is from RefSeq and is a predicted model, not a curated record.